AUGCGAAGCUGUUUGAACGCAUCGUCAUCGGGAAGCGGCGUUCUCUCUGCGAGCAGAAACACGACGACGACGACGACGACGACAAAAAAUGCGAUGUUGGAACGACGAAAGAGUAUGACAACGACACCGACGUUUCCCCGACGAAUGAAUAACGCAAGGAGGAGGAGGAGUUUUUUUGCGUCCUCGGUGUCGAAAGGAUUAGGAGGAGGAGAUGCUUCAAACGCGUCUUCGAUAGCGUCGUCGGCGCAAGAACGAUUAUUGGAAGAGGAAGGAAAGUUUCUUCUCAAAAACGAAGUCCUCACAACUUUGGAAAAAGGGUUAUCGUACGAAAUCAGAACCGGGUGUUUAAACGCGAGAGGGAAAAAGUACAGCAAUUUUGAAGAGUUUUUAACCGCGCAGUUGACGCUGUUGAGCGAGGACGCCGCGGUGAAGAACUCGGUAAAGUCGAGCGCGAUGGUUCGAAGGAUGAAGGAGGAUGGAGUUUUAUACGGACGGUUACCGGCAAGCGAACGCGAGAGGAUGUUGACGAACAUGAAAGGGGCGCUGCCGAUUGUGUUGGCAGAGGUUUCGAGUAACGCGAGUGAUUCAAAGGGUACGAGGAACGACGAGAGAAGCGCGAGUGGGAACGAAAGUAGCACGAGUGGUGGUGGUCUUAAUGGUAGCGCUCAAGUUGUCGCCGGGUGGCAGCCGCCGCCGAGCGCGAAAAGAACCGCAUCGUCACCACCUUCUUCUUCUUCUUCUUCUUCUUCUUCUUCCUCCUCCACCUCCUCUUCAUCUUCUAUGAAGAGCUUAGGGGUGUUGUCUUCCUCAACCGUGCGAAAGGAAACGUCAUCUUCCGUGGCAUCGAAACAACCAAUCGUCGAAGAUGUAAAAGAUAAGAAAAUGCCUACGGUUAUUGUAUUCGAUUUAGAAACGACCGGUUUAUCUAAAGAACGCGAUCGUAUCGUUGAAAUCGCUUGCGUGGAUUUGUCCGACGUGACGUCGGCGGCCUCGGUGGCGGGAGAUGGAACAGAUAUCAAAAAUUUUCAAACCUUAGUGAACCCGGGAAGAUUUUCUAUCCCGUCGCACGUUCAAAAACUCACCGGCAUCACGAACGCGAUGGUAUCCGCGCCAGAUAUUCCGAGUUUUCAAAUGGCUGCCGAACGAUUCGAAGCGUUCAUCGAAGCCGCGCGAUUGAAAAACAAAGAAUCUGGGGACGGCGCGUACAGCGGCGAAGUUUUGUUAGCCGCGCACAACGCGAGGCAAUUCGACAGUUCGUUUUUACAGAGAGAGUAUUGGAGACUUGGCCGCGAAAUGCCUUCGCACUGGCGGUUUUUAGACACUUUACCUUUAUCUCGAUCCGUUUUGAAGAAAUCGGGAAAUACAAAGUUCACCUUAGAUGCUUUGAGAGAACACUACGAGAUCACCAUCAACGAAGGCGACAUGAUGCACCGAGCGUUUACAGACGUUAAGGUGCUUUCUAGAAUUAUUCAUCAGCUUUUAGCGGAUAACGAGAGAGCAAACACUCGCUUCUCGGAGGAUAAAGUAGGAUUGUUAGAUUCGUAUUCGUUUUCGCUCGGCGAUCCGGGCGCGGGAUCUUUGAAAAGGCAAAUCGCCGCCGCGACGUCGUCGACGACGGGCGCACCGGCCAAUCAACCGUGGUUUUCGGGAGGUACCACGAGAACGUCCACUGGUGGCAUUGCCGAUGCCGUGGACGCGUGGGAAAACGUCCGCGCCAUGAGCGGCGAAGACUUUGGCGUCGACGAAGAUUUCAACGGCGGAGACGACGAUUCUUCCUCAAUCAUGUACAACUUAAAGCAACAAAACAAGGAGGAGUCCGAGGAGGCGAAAACCAGAAAUCGUUUAAAGCGACCGUUUUGGGCGCAAGCUGAUCCAAUCAACGGAUUUGCGCCACCAACGCUCGAUUUUGCAAAGCUUUCGACCACGGACGAGAACGAUGAUAAAGAUCUCCGGGCGCUUCGCAACGACAUAGACGCGUGGAAAGAGACGCCAAUUCGAGAGGCGUUCGGCGCAGGAUCUUCCUACGAACUGGACGAGAAAACUUUGAAAGCGCUAGAAACUGAAGGCGUGGACACCGUGGAGGCUAUUUUGCGCGUAUGUCCGCGAAAAUACCAAGAGUAUUCGCCCAUGUCCAACGAUUUGCGACCUGGCACGUCGGUUUCCUUACUCGGCCGCGUCGUCGGCGUCCAAGUUGCACCGUUUACUCGUGGGAGGUCGAGGCAACCGAACGUGAUUACGUUGGAAACAGUGAAAACGUCCGAAACCAACGAGGCUAGCGAAGGAGAGGGUUGGGGCAAAAGUCCGCAACGGUUCAAAGUGAAAAUUUGGGAGUACUUGACCAAAGACGUCAAGAGUUCGUUGACGCGAGACGCGAUCGUAAAAGUGCGAGGAACUUUAGGCAAUUUUACUGGUUCUGAAUUUUCCGUCGAGUCCGCAAAAAUUCUAACCGAUGCUCAAGAUGUCACGCCAAUCGGCGAAGCCGGCGAAGUCGUCGCCACGUACGCCAAGAAAGCGUCCAUGACGAACGAAGAGUGGCACAAAGCUAUCCCUCGCGCGCUUGAGUUUUUCUUGAAGAAACUCAAAGGCGAUCCGUUGGAAGUCUCUUUGGGUAAAGAAAACGCUUUGUUGAAAGAGUUACAACUGGUUUCGCACGCGGAAGCCGUCGCGAGCAUUCACGCGCCGGCAACGGUGGAACAAGUCGCUCGCGCGAGAGAACGCUUAGCGUUUGAGGAGCUUUUGAUUUUACAAGUUCAAUUAAUGGGUGAACGUAAGCGCUUACAAUCGUUAGCCGCGGAGAACGAAGGCGAAGGCGAUAAGGAAGGUAUUUCCAUCGUUUCUACGCACUUGUGCGAUCAACUUCGCAAAGAGCUCUCGUUUUCCUUGACGAGGUCGCAAGACCAAGCGUUGGAGGAGAUUUUAACCGACAUGGCCGGUCCGGCGCCGAUGUUGCGCUUACUCCAAGGCGACGUCGGGUGCGGUAAGACCGUCGUUGCCGCGUUGGCGUUACUCGCGGCGGUGGGAGCUGGACACCAAGGCGCACUGAUGGCCCCGACGGAAGUCUUAGCCAAUCAGCACUACAAAACUUUAUCGGACUUGUUGAGAGAAAUGGGCCCGGAUGCGCCAAAGUGUGAAAUCAUCACCGGGAGUACGAAGCAAAAAGAGUUGAAACUGAUUUACGAGAAGAUUGAAUCUGGAGAGAUUUCCAUCGUCGUCGGCACGACUUCGUUAAUCAACGAAAAUGUAAAGUUCAAAUCGCUCGGUUUAGCCGUCGUCGACGAGCAACACCGCUUCGGCGUCAACCAACGCGCCAAACUCCUCUCCAAAGGUGGGGAACCGCCGCACAUGUUGACCAUGUCUGCGACGCCCAUUCCUCGAACGUUAGCGAUGACUAAGUUCGGUGAGAUGGCGCUAUCUGUCAUCGAAGAGAAACCCGCCGGUCGUUUACCAAUCUAUACGAAAGUUCUCGACCCGUCUGAACACGAAAUCGCGUUCGAAGCCAUCCAAGAAGAGACGCAAAGAGGCGGUCAGGCGUACGUCAUCUUGCGUUAUGUCUCGGACAAAGACACGGAGAAGAACCAGACCAAAGGCGCGGAGGAAGAAUUCGAGCGUUUAAAGCUCAGACUUCCAAGCGUCAAGUUCGGUCUCUUACACGGCCAACUCUCCUCGGAGGAGAAACAAAACGCUCUGGAUCUCUUCGCCAAAGGCGAAACGCAAUGUCUCGUCGCCACCUCCGUCGUCGAAGUCGGCGUGGACGUCCCAAACGCUUCUUUGAUCGUCAUCGACGCCUCUGGUGGCGGCGGAUCUGGAGGUUUCGGUCUCGCCGCUUUGCACCAACUCCGCGGCCGUGUCGGUCGCGGCUCUCGUCAGUCCCGGUGCUUCCUCUUAAACACGCCGAACCCGGACGAAGAUCGCGAAGAACGCGCUCGCGACCGCCUCACCGUCCUCGAAAAAACCAACGACGGCUUCCGCGUCGCCGAAUCAGACUUACAACUUCGCGGUGCCGGCGAUCUGUGGGGUUCCAAACAAUCCGGAAACAGCGUCGAGUUAUUCCACGCGAGUUUAGCGACCGAUUUAUAUUUACUCGAAAGCGCUCGCAAAGCCGCCGCGGAACUCGUCGCGGCGAGCGAAGUCGAAGCAGCGCCGACGACGGCGAUGAUGAAAUCCUUACUCCCCGCGCCCGUGCAAAUCGCGUUGGAGAAGAGGGCGGUCGUCGAUUUGAGUUUAGAGGCGAAGUUUUGA
Bathycoccus prasinos is the source of this 4239-nucleotide messenger RNA. RefSeq names its product ATP-dependent DNA helicase RecG. NCBI's taxonomy places the organism in Eukaryota, Viridiplantae, Chlorophyta, Mamiellophyceae, Mamiellales, Bathycoccaceae. The record is from RefSeq and is a predicted model, not a curated record. Gene Ontology annotation, molecular function: nucleic acid binding; ATP binding; DNA helicase activity. Gene Ontology annotation, biological process: DNA repair. Bases 1 to 4239 code for a protein of 1412 amino acids. The transcript has a single exon.